GUUUUUGCGAUUUUACAGAUGACAUGCUUUUGCAAGAUUCGAAGCAAUCGUGACGAAGAAGUGUUGAUUUCUAGGGAAGUUCUUCGGGCGGCUUUGAAAUCUGGCUGCGUGGGGAAUUUCCAAGAGACUAUUCUGAAGUAUUUCGUGGAUUCUCUGCCGAAGAUUCCGAGCUUUUCUGUGUCCCCGCCGUGGUUCUGUGGUGGAUUUUCAGCCGAUACAUGGGCUUUUAAUGCUUUUCUUUUAACUUUUUACGGAUUCAGUUCCUGGAGAAGGCGGAAGAAGCUCUUGAAAAUUUGUUCCGUCCUGGAUGCGUUUGUUGUGGCGGUUUUCAAAUCCUUGAGAAUAAUUGGAUUGCAAAACAUCGCUCGCCGUGGAUUGAUUCCGGCACCUUGUUCAAUCUCAAGGAACAAACUCCCGCCGAGAGUGCGCAUGGCUGUGAUGGAAGUGAAUUCUCUGUUGUUGGAGGCGUUUAAGAGAAUGACUGAAGAAUGCAUGAUUCCCGAUGAAUUCCAAAUAUCUUCGACGUUGAGCACAGAAAUCAUGAUUGAUUCGACAGACCUUGAAGUUAUAGAAGUGCUUCUACUGUCUUGUGGAAAUUUCGUGACGAAUGUGGCUUUGCGAUCAUUUCCGUCGUUUCGGGUAAAUUUUCAGAGUUUCUAUGGAGAUUUAGUGAAAGAUAUCGAAGAGAAGGUUGAUGGUUUACGUGAUGAAAUCGUUGAGCACAUGUCUGAAGAGCAUGAGAAGUUUCUAAGCGGUUGUCGCAGCUCGGCGAAUGGCACGGAUGAGAAGAUCUUGUGGAAUUGCAUUGCAGAUUUCGGGUGUCAGAAAAACUUGUGCUACAGAGAGUUUGAAAAGGUUGAAGCGUUGAACAAGGAUAUUGUGAUUUCUGCCGUUGCUGCAAUUUCAAAUUUGGAAGAAGACCUGAGACCUCGACAUGAAAGUAUUUUCAGUGAUCCCGGAAUUUCAGAUGUUUCUGGUGGUGAACGUCAAAAAAUGCAUUGUGAAGGAUCGAAAUCUAGGAAGAUCUUGACACUAGGAAGAAAUGAGGUUUACGAGUAUGUUCUGCGAAGUGAUCAGGAAGAAAAGGAUGUCCUCAAGAGCUCUGUUCCUGAUUCUUCGGUUGACAAAACGAUCUUUUGCGAAAUUGCAGAGGAAUUAAGGCCAAAAUUGAAUGCUCGCGCUGAACUGCUGAAGAAUAGAUUUUCGUCAGCUGCCAAGGUUGCCUUUGCUUUAUACCGUACUCGAAUGUGUUAUGUAAACAUGGCCAGUCGCCCGAUCUCAACAUUACGUUGCGCGCAAACAUUACACGGCCACGAGAAAGACGUCACGUCAUGUGCUUUCUAUGACUCAUCCAUAUUGGCGACGGGAUCGAGUGACAAAUCCAUCCGGAUCUGGAAGAUAUCCGGAACUGCCGAAGAUGGAGAAUCAUUCGUUGAGGAAUUGAUCUCUCCCUUACGUGGUCAUUCCUACUCGGUGAAUUCCGUUUGCUUCGCGCCUCAAAGGGCUUUGUUAGCCACUGGUUCGACAGAUGGAGUGGUCCUACUGUGGGACCCUAAACUUGGUGAAAGAGUUGGUCGAUUGUACCACGAAUCUGGGGCAGCCGUUCGAUGCUGUUCGUUUUCCCCGAAUGGAAACGUUCUAGUCUCAGCCGCUGACGAUGGUACCUUGUGUCUGUGGAACGUGACCGAAUGCAUCUUAGUCAAAAAGUUGACGCUUGACGAUUCGGAAGCCAGCUGCGAAACAGUCUGUUUUUCUGAAGAUGGCACAACCCUAAUUGUUGGUACAUCCACGGGUCGACUAAUUGCUUUCAACGCUGAUCCGCACAAUGUUCAUUCCAUCGCUGUGUUCACAAAGAAUGAUGCUCAUGAUCUGGGCGUUACUUGCAUUGCAUUCCGGUCCCACAAGUCGAUUAUCGCGCGAUUUGAACAGCUUCUAGCCAGUGGAGGCCACGAUUGUAUAGUUCGUUUGUGGGAACUCGUCGUUGAUCCCUGGAAAGGUUCGUUAAAGAUUCAAGCUCUGAACAAAGGAUAUAAGGGGCAUUCUGGGACCGUCAUGUGCCUUCAGUUCCAUCCGUUGGAGAACUGGUUAUUUUCUGGUGCUGGGGACAAAACUGUUCGUAUUUGGGAUCUGGAAACCGGAACAUGCCUCACGGUGUCUCAGGGCCACGAUCGUUACGUGUCAACGUGUGCUGUAUCUGCUGAUGGUCGUUGGCUCGCCACUGGUUCCAACGAUAAGACUGUCAAAAUUUGGCGGCUUUUCUCUCAGUCGGAAAUCGUUCUAGAAGCUGACCCAUUCGAAGAAGGAAAUCUGUGGUCAGUUCCAGGGGGAAGACUCGUGCUGCCGUUCUCGGCGUGGACCUUCGAGGACGUCAUCAACUGGCUCGAUGAUCUCGGCUUGAAAAGUUAUGCGAAAAACUUUGAAGACCGCAAAAUCCAAGGAAUCGAUCUGGAAAGUUUGAACGGAAAGCGGCUGGAAGUAGAGUUUGGAAUUGAUGAUGAAACGCACCGCGACAGAAUUAUGAGUGAACUUCAGAAGCUCCGCCGAACUUUGAAAACGUCGGAAAAUAACUUGGUGAAGUGUCCAGUGGAGUUUUGCUGUCCGAUCACACAUAACUUGAUGAUCGAUCCUGUUGUUGCCCGAGAUGGAUACACGUAUGAGAAGUCUGCGAUAUUGGAAUGGUUCUCCAAGAGCCACAAAAGUCCUUUAACGAACCAAAUCAUGGAAUCCCUGGCAUUAGUUCCUAAUCUUACUCUCAAGGCAGUGAUGAAUCGUUACCAGAGAUCAGGGUCACUCGGUGAUACCAUGCGAAAUGUGAUAAAUAUUCAGGAUUUGACGCACGGCCAGCGUGUAAGGUUUAUUUAUAAGCGGAUUCUGCAACUUCAUCGAGCAUUGCCGAUUGAAUUGAAGGCUAUCGGAGACGAAUAUGUGAAGCAAGAAUUUCGACUUCAUAAGGCAGUGAACGAGCAAAAUGCUAACAUUUUCAUGCGUGAAUGGACAAGUUACGGAAACCAGUUGGCGAAUGACGUGAGCCUGAAAGCCAUCAAACAAGGAGCAAAGCUGGGGAGAAAUCUGGAAAAAGAAGAAAUCAAUGCUUUCAGUGAGGAUCAAGUAAACCAACUCGUGGAGCUCAUGAAAGAAGCCCGUCAAGUGUACGGGUCAUCCAAUGAAUCUGAUGCAACAUCCAGAUGACGUUUGCCAAGAUCACCUUUGUAGUCUAAUUCAGGAAAAAUACAUUUCUCAGGAUUCGUGUUCCUAAGGUUCAUAGUGAUAUAAAUCUAUCCCGUGAUUUUCUUUUUACUGUAAUUCGAAUUCGUGUUUUUUAGAGGUACCAAUUAAUGGGCUUGCUGGGUUUUAUCAUUUUCACCCCCGACAGAUUGAAGUGAGGCGUGUGUGGACAUUUUUUUUAUCGCUAGAAAAAGAGCUUUGAUGAAUUUUCCGGUUCUAGUGAUGAUGAGUGGCUCUUGAUGUGAUUUUGAUGAACACGAGUCACGAAUUACGUGUUUCUCUUAUUUUUUCAGACAGGAGUGAAAAAAAAAGGUU
This is a messenger RNA of Notodromas monacha, 3540 nucleotides long. The record is from the annotation of a GenBank genome assembly. Lineage: Eukaryota; Metazoa; Arthropoda; Ostracoda; Podocopida; Cyprididae.